This is a messenger RNA of Camellia sinensis, 585 nucleotides long. Lineage: Eukaryota; Viridiplantae; Streptophyta; Magnoliopsida; Ericales; Theaceae. The record is from RefSeq and is a predicted model, not a curated record.
AUGGAGGAUGAAUUAUUUGCAUUGCAGAAGACUACUACUUGGGAGUUGGUUCCUUUGCCUGUUGGACUCUGCUUUAUUCUCCUCUACACCUUUGCUAGUUUUGUUGCCCUAUUACUGUAUGUGAAUGAUGUGAUUAUCACUGAUCCUGACUCUUCUGUUAUCUGUGAGGCCAAGUAUGCCAAUGAGUUUAUUCACUCUACCAGUCUCAUUGAUACUAAGAUUUCUAAUACCCCCAUUGAGCUUAAUGUGAAACUCAACACCGUUGAUCGUGUUCCUCUAGAUGAUCCUACUUUAUAUAGAGAGCUUGUGGAUUGCUUAGUUUCUCUGACGGUUACUUGCCUUGAUCUUGAUAACGUUGUUCAUGUGGGCUUGCUAUUGUCUUCUACUUUUUCAUUGGACUUGGUGGCCGAUUCUGAUAUUGAUUGUGCUGGUGAUGUUAAUGAUCACAAGCCCACUCAAGGUUUCUGUUUGUUUCUUGACGAUUCCCUGAUUUCUUGGCAAAGCAAGAAACAAGCUGUAGUUGCCCGUUCUGUUGUCGAAGCUGAGUACCGUGCUAUGGCUCAUGCUACUACUAAAAUUGUUUGA